AUGGCAAAGGUUCCAUAUGCCAGUGCAGUUGGUUGCUUGAUGUAUACUAUGGUAUGUACUCAUCCUAACAUGGCUCAUACUAUUAGUCAAGUUUGUAAGUACAUGUCUAAACCAGGAUAUGUGGAUUCAAACUAUGCUGGUGAUUUGGAUGACAGAAGGUCUACAAUUGGGUAUGUUUUUACUCUUGGUAGAGGGGUUAUAUGUUGGAAAUCAACAGUUCAGUCUAGUGUGGCAUUAUCUACAACUGAAGCUAAGUACAUGGCAGUAGCUGUAGCUGCUAAAGAAGCCUUAUGGCUUACUGGGCUAGUGAAGGAACUGGGUGUUGAGCAAGAUGGAGUUCAGUUGCAUUGUGAUAGUUAA
This is a messenger RNA of Dioscorea cayenensis subsp. rotundata (Guinea yam), 360 nucleotides long. RefSeq names its product secreted RxLR effector protein 161-like. The coding region runs from base 1 to 360 and encodes 119 amino acids. NCBI's taxonomy places the organism in Eukaryota, Viridiplantae, Streptophyta, Magnoliopsida, Dioscoreales, Dioscoreaceae. The transcript is spliced from 2 exons. The record is from RefSeq and is a predicted model, not a curated record.